AUCAGUAUGCAGUACGUACGCGUGACAGACGAUGAGAACGACGAGCCCAUCGAGCUCCCGACGGAAGACGACGGCACGAUGCUCCUGUCCACUAUCAUGGCGCAGUUUCCCGGUGCCUGCGGACUCAAGUUCCGCAACCCGGAGACGCAGACGAUGAGAGGGAUUCGCCUGGUGGACGGGAUUCUGCACCCACCUGAGGGGGUCUGGGGAUCACAUCUCUUUAUUGUCGUCUUCCCCAAAGACAACAAGAGAAAGAUCGACGAGAGUCCAGAGAACAACCUGGUGAAACGGCCGCGGGAGAAACUGAAGUGCAGCGACCUGAUUGUGCUGGGUCUGCCCUGGAAAACCACCGAACAGGAACUGAGGGAGUACAUGGAGCAGUAUGGGGAGGUUCUCAUGGUCCAGAUAAAGAAAGACCCGAAGACGGGAAACUCGAAGGGGUUCGGUUUUGUCCGGUUUGCGGAGUACGAGGUACAGCUGAAGGUCAUGACCCAGCGUCACAUGAUCGACGGCCGAUGGUGCGACGUCAAGAUUCCGCACUCCAAGGUCGGCGACUUCGAGGAUGAGGGGGUGAACAUGAACGCACUGCUGUCGAGGAAGGUGUUCAUUGGCCGUUGCACAGAAGAUAUGUCCGCCGAGGACCUGCGCAGCUACUUCGCACAGUUUGGCGAAGUCACCGACGUCUUCAUCCCCAAACCCUUCCGAGCCUUCGCCUUCGUGACGUUCCAGGACGGGGAGAUCGCGCAGAGCCUGUGCGGGGAGGACCACAUCAUCAAGGGCGCAAGCGUCCACGUCAGCAACGCGGAGCCCAAGCACUACCAGCAGCAGAUGAUGCAGAACCAGGGAAACUUCGGCCAGUCCGGCGGCCGCCAGAACCGCGGGCAACAAAGCCAGGGCUACAACCAGUUUGGGAACCAGUUCGGCAACCAGUUUGGGUACCAGAACCAGCCCAACCAGGUUGGGUUUAACCAGAUGGGGGGUAACUUUAAGGGGAACAGCCCGAACAACAUGGGAGGGAAUCAGCAGGGGAUCCCGAAUAACCUAGGUGCUCUGGCGGCAUCCAUUGGAGGGUUUCAGAUUAACCCUGCCAUGGUGGCCGCCGCGCAGGCCGCGCUCGGACAGAGCUGGGGCAUGAUGGGAAUGCUAGCCAACCAGGGUCAAGGUCAGCAGCAGCAGGGUCAAGGUCAGGGGCCGCAGCAGGGCAGCAAUCAGAAAAGCCAGAUGGGGGAUUCGUCGCAGGGGGGUUAUGGGAACCAGGGGGGUGCGAGCGGGUACACGAGCAUCGGGUGGGGAGGGGGGAGCCAGAGUGGGGAGGGGGCGAGUGGGGGGAUGGGGACUACGCAGGGGGGUACAGGGUACGGGUACCAACAGGGGGGUAUGAAGGACGGCCCGUCCGGGUGGGGGAUGUGAGUUGAGUUGUGUGGUGGGGGGUGUAGGAAGGGGUUUUGUACAGAGGGCAAUUUUCCAUUCAUGUAAAAAUCAAGGUUCUUCUAUCUGAGAGGGAGGAAAGUUGGAGGAAUGUCUUGCAUGGAAUGAAAGCUUCCUUUUUUGUUUGGUGAGGAUGAAGUCGGGAAAUUGUCACAGUUUUUUUCUUUUCGUUAAAUUGCACAUUUUUCUGCAAUGUGCUGCUCCUGCAAGUAGAAACGUAGUAAGACGUAGAAAGUCUUAUUGUACCGAGAUCAGCUCAUUUUUUUCAUGGGCAUUGUUGUGUAUGUUGCCUACAUAUUGUGUAGUCCUGGUGUCCCCCAUGUGAAAGUGGAAUGUGCUGGUGUCCCCCAUGUGAGAGUGGUAUGUUCUUGUGCUCCACACGUUGCUUUGUGUUGUCUGUUUCGUCACAAACAGUUGAACAAAUUUCUUCUGGUCACAACCUGGCCCAGGUAAGGUGCUGCCUGGUUGGUAUGUUUCCAUGGAAAUGAC
Molecule: messenger RNA, 1917 nt
Organism: Branchiostoma belcheri (Belcher's lancelet)
Lineage: Eukaryota; Metazoa; Chordata; Leptocardii; Amphioxiformes; Branchiostomatidae
Product: TAR DNA-binding protein 43-like
Exons: 4
Coding region: 7-1410 (467 amino acids)
Biological process (GO): regulation of gene expression
Cellular component (GO): nucleoplasm
Molecular function (GO): RNA binding
Source: RefSeq, a predicted model, not a curated record